CAAAGGGCAAAGGACAGUGUUUGAGAAUUCAACUUGUCAAGUUUCAAGAAAUGCCUCCACAUCUGAAUACAUUCAUCGUUGCUUUGAUAAUUAUCGGUACCUAUGCUAAUGCUGAAAACUGCAUUGACUUUGGUGUAAAAACCCCAUGGUUACAGUCUCGUCACUUUGCCUAUGAUGGAUAUGCUGUCUUGCUGAAAUGUCCUCUGGGAAUAACAGAAAAUUUAAGCUGUUCCUUGCCUGUACAUAGAAGCUGUAACUUGACAUGGUUUUUAAAUGGUUCUACACAAAUAACUACAGAAGAGCAUUCAAGAAUUAGUAUGCAAGGAUAUUCCCUCACAUUUUUUCCAGCAGUGCCUGCUGAUUCUGGAACAUAUACAUGUGAAAUAAGGAAUUCUACAUACUGUUCACGGCUGAAUGUUUCACUGACAGUCUCUCCAGCACUGGAAUACAAAACAUGCUCACCUUUUAGUGAUGUAAGUGUAAUCGAUACUCCAGAAAUUCCAUGUCAAGCAGCUAAAGACUUCUUGACAAUAGAUCGACAACUACAGAUAUCCUGGUACAAGGAUUGUAAACCUCUCCAGAUAAGUGAAGGCAAUUAUGUGCUACAGCCACACGCAUUAUUUAUUCUCCGUUUAACAAGGGAAGAUGCAGGAAACUAUACCUGUUUGGUGGCACUCCGAAAUGAAGGAAGAACCUAUAACUCCUCAUCUUCUACACAGCUGUACAUUAUAGCAGAUACUCAAGAGAACAAGCCACCACAAAUCAUAUAUCCUGUAAAUGCUACCUUGGAAGCAGCAGUUGGAUCCAAAAUAAACAUAAGCUGCAAAGCAUUUAUUGGAUAUGUUAGAGGAUCCAGUGAAGUUUUACAAUACUGGCUUGUUGACAAUACAUUCAUUGAAUAUUAUAACUUUAGCCAGCUAGAAGAAGUCAAAAUAAGGGAAGAAAAUAAUACAAUAGAAACAGCAUUGAUUAUAAGCAGUGUCACACCAAAUCUGUAUGGGAUAGAAUUUCAGUGUGUGGUAAUAAAUGCAUUAGCAAAGGCUAUUGGAUUUUUAUACCUAAAGCCACCAGAGCCCUCCCUUCUAGCACAUUUAUUGGUGGGAUUAGCAAUUUUUUUCUUCUGUGCUGUGUCACUUGUACUUACCUACAGCUACUUUAAGAUCGACAUUGUCCUCUGCUAUCGUGCGUCAUGUCAUGUGAACAAGCCAUCUACAGAUGGGAAGCUUUAUGAUGCUUAUGUAUUAUACCCAAAGGCGGAGAAUAAGAGUGCACCUACAAAGGCAGACUUCUUUGCUCUGGAGAUUCUCCCUCAUAUCUUAGAAGGAAAAUGUGGUUAUAAGCUCUUCAUAUUUGGCAGGGAUGAACCAGCUGGAUCAGCUGCAGUUGAAAUUGUGGAAAGUACCAUACGGCAAUCCAGGAGGUUAAUAUUUAUUCUUACUCCAGAUGGAUUUAUGGAUGAGCAAGCGACAAUGACAUUUGAACAUCAUAUUGGAUUAUAUAAUGCCCUUGUUACUGAAAUGAAGGUCAUUUUGAUUGAGCUGGAAAAAUUAAAAGACUUUGCAACAUUUCCAGAGUCGAUCAAACAUUUAAGAAAAAAGCAAGGAACUAUUACAUGGACUGGAGAUUUGGCAAUGAAAUCACAGAUGUCAAAUUCCUGUUUUUGGAAAAAAGUGAGAUAUAACAUGCCACCAACAACCUUAAAUACAUCAGAGCUGCUUUCUCUAGUAUAACCUGAACAAAUUUUGUUUGCAAUUGUUUCAGUCACUGUGCUUUUAAGUGAUUAAUUCAGUGUGUGUGUCAUUUCUCUUCUAGUGUUAUGCUUUAUCAGUGCUCAGUUACUUAUGAAUUUUUCUAAGUUAAAAUAAUGUUGUAGUAUUUUUUUUUCUUUAAGAAUGUACUAAUAGUUAUUAGUACACACCAGAUGCCAGUUGUACAUUCUCUGCAUUUUAUGUUUGUUGUGGCUUAUUUUAUUGGCAGUUUAAGUAAACCAUUUUGAUACAUUGUUAGAAAAAAUUUAUUUUUUGGUUUGUGGUUUUAAUAUCACUUAGUAUUGUUCAAACCUAAUAAAUGGAUAUUAUAUUGCUCUGGUCAGUACUUGACAAAUUAGACUAAUUGCUCUAUUGACUGUUUCUGUGUGGCACACAAUUCAGCUGAGGUAAGGCUAUGAGCUUCACCCUGUUGUCAUGAAAUUGAUUCAUUAGUCUGUAUCUAAAUAAUGCAUGACUGGAAUAAGUAAA
Molecule: messenger RNA, 2237 nt
Organism: Protopterus annectens (West African lungfish)
Lineage: Eukaryota; Metazoa; Chordata; Ceratodontiformes; Protopteridae
Product: interleukin-1 receptor type 1-like
Exons: 11
Coding region: 51-1730 (559 amino acids)
Biological process (GO): signal transduction
Molecular function (GO): interleukin-1 receptor activity
Source: RefSeq, a predicted model, not a curated record